AUGGCUGCACCAAUCAAAGUUGUUGUAACAGGGGCUGCUGGUCAGAUCGCAUACUCUUUACUAUACCAAGUCGCUUCUGGAGCUGUUUUUGGUCCUGAACAACCUGUAUUCCUUCACCUUCUUGAUAUUGCUCCCAUGAUGGGAGUUCUCGAAGGUGUUGUUAUGGAACUUGCUGACUGCGCUCUGCCAUUAUUAGCUGGUGUUUUACCCACUGCCAACCCUGAAGAAGCAUUUAAGGAUGUAGCUGCUGCUUUUCUAGUUGGCGCUAUGCCAAGAAGGGAAGGCAUGGAAAGGAAAGACCUUCUUUCUGCUAAUGUACGCAUUUUCAAAGAACAAGGUCAAGCUUUGGAUAAAGUUGCUCGAAAGGACGUCAAAGUUCUUGUUGUCGGCAACCCAGCUAAUACUAAUGCUUUGAUCUGCUCUAAAUAUGCCCCGUCCAUCCCAAAAGAGAAUUUCACUGCUAUGACUCGUCUCGAUCAGAAUCGUGCUCAAUCUCAAUUAGCAGCUAAGCUUGGUGUACCAGUACAAGAUGUUAAGAAUGUUAUUAUCUGGGGUAACCACUCAUCAACCCAAUUCCCUGAUGCCUCAAACGCCAAAGUCAGGAUUGGUGGUGUUGAAAAGUCUGUACCAGAAGCUAUUAACAAUGAUGCUUUCUUAAAAACUGAUUUCGUGUCCACUGUACAAAAACGAGGUGCGGCAGUUAUAGCAGCUAGAAAGAUGUCAUCGGCUUUGUCAGCGGCAAAGGCAGCUUCUGAUCACAUGAGAGAUUGGUUCUUGGGAACCGGCGAUCGUUGGGUCAGUAUGGGAGUGGUCUCUGAUGGUUCUUACGGUGUUCCUAAAGACGUUGUAUAUUCCUUCCCCGUCACUGUCUCUAAUGGAAAAUGGAAAAUUGUUGAAGGUUUAACAAUCUCUGAUUUCGCACGGGAAAAAUUAGAUAUCACCGGCAAGGAAUUAGUUGAAGAGAAACAGGAUGCUUUGGAUGUGUGCAAAGAUUAA
This is a messenger RNA of Danaus chrysippus (African queen), 996 nucleotides long. The record is from the annotation of a GenBank genome assembly. NCBI's taxonomy places the organism in Eukaryota, Metazoa, Arthropoda, Insecta, Lepidoptera, Nymphalidae.